AUGGCUUGUGUCUCGCUGCAGCCACCCUCCAGUGCCACCCAGACCCAGGCAAGUGCUCACCUGCUUCCUGUCUCCACGGAUUCACCUUUUCUGGCCAUCUCCUGCCAGUGGAGUCACACAUACGUGCUCCUGUUCGGCGGCAAUAUCGAUGCCUCUCCCUCCUGGUUCCUGGCAGGAAACAGGAUGUAUUUGCGGUGGGAGAGAAGCAAGUGGUCACUCUGGGGGCCCUCACAAGCCAAGGAACUACACGUGCUUCCAGAAACCGCAGGCAGCCCCCAGCAACCCCCAGCAGCACCCCCCCAAACCCAAAUCUCUUGGUUUUACAGCUGUAAGGAAUUGGAUUCUACCAAUAACCGUGCAAGUAGAAAACUGGAUCCUUCCCCAGUCAAACCACCGGAUGAGAACCCUGUUCUAGUUGGCACCUUGCCGGCAGCCUUGGGAGAGCCCAGCAGUGCAUCCAGUGGGUCAGCCGUCUCUCUCCAGUGCUUGCAGGAGGCGUUUUUCCACAUGGGACAAACCUCAGUGUUGCCUUGUGUCAACUCCAGGAAGGAAAUUGGCAAAUGCAUGAGUUUGCCUGUAGCGUCCACUUCAGUUCCCGGGGCCACGGGUGACAGGUGCACAGCCAGUCCUCGGGAAGUGGAGUCCAGAAUGACAACCACAGAGGGAAGGAACUUUGCAGACGAUUCCCCAGGCCACGGGAGAGAGGCCCCUUGGAGAAAGACCUUGGUUCAAACAGUGUUCUCCAGGUCUGGAGCAGCGCCGUCCGACAGGGCCUGUCGCAGGGAUAGGGCUGUGCUACGUCUGUGCCGUCCAGGGCCAGUGUCUUUCUGGAAGAGCUGGGUCAAGAGGCCCACCGGACUGUUCUUCUUUUGUGAUGGGCUGGGAAGCACGGGGACCCCCUUGGAACAAGAGCGGCCAUGGCUUCUGUCUCUGGGGUUAGCAGUGGGCAGCAAGGCCCCCCUCUCCUCUGGCCCUGGGUGCCUUCAGCAGGUGCGCAGUUGCAGACCUCCAGCGGCCUUUGCUACACAUGGAAAGGCCAGGAGAGAUGCCGCGGUGGCAUCUCGGCACCGGAAACUCAAGGUGUUUGCCUACGUUUUCGGCAUAGGGGGCCGUCUGGAGUGA
Molecule: messenger RNA, 1122 nt
Organism: Suricata suricatta (meerkat)
Lineage: Eukaryota; Metazoa; Chordata; Mammalia; Carnivora; Herpestidae
Exons: 6
Coding region: 1-1122 (373 amino acids)
Source: RefSeq, a predicted model, not a curated record